Molecule: messenger RNA, 1590 nt
Organism: Varanus komodoensis (Komodo dragon)
Lineage: Eukaryota; Metazoa; Chordata; Lepidosauria; Squamata; Varanidae
Gene: EYS
Product: eyes shut homolog
Exons: 4
Coding region: 283-1590 (435 amino acids)
Source: RefSeq, a predicted model, not a curated record
UUAUGUGGAAUACAUUCCAGAACUCCUCCCAAGUGGAUCCAUUUUUAAGAAUAGUUUUCAAGCUGUCUUUGUCCCACCGGCUGGAAAGGGGCGUUCUGCACAGAGACAAUUUCAGUGUGUGAUCCCGAGCACAGCCCUCUGCAUAAGUGCCGGCAAGGUUCCACCUGUGUCCCACUGCCCGAUGGCUACACCUGCCACUGUCCACUAGGAACCACUGGCAUCUACUGUGAUCAAGCCCUAACCAUAAGUGAUGCAUCUUUCAGUAGCAACAAAUCUUCCUGGAUGUCCUUUGAUUCCUUCAAUAUUCGACACAAGGUUCAUAUCCAGCUGCAAUUCCAGACCCAUUCGGAAAAUGGCAUCCUCUUUUAUACUGCCCAGCACCUGAGUCCAAGAUCAGGUGAUUUCUUAAGUAUCUCCUUAGCAAGCGGAUAUGUACAACUGCGCUACAACCUUGGUGACAGAACUGUAAUUUUGCAGACAUUUCAGAAUGUACGCAUCACAAACGGCACAUGGUACCUACUUAAAGCAGGAAGAGUUGGCAAUGAAGGCUACCUGGACCUCAACGGCAUCAAUAUAACCCAGAAACCCACCAGUGGCAUGACUGCCUUAGACACACACACAGAUUUCUAUGUAGGAGGGGUAUCUCCUUUAAGCAUGGUUAAUCCCAUGGCGGUUAAGAAUGAGCCCAUUGGCUUUACUGGCUGCAUUCGAGAGGUUCUGGUCAAUGACAAAGAAUUAAAACUCACUGAGCACAGUGCUAAAGGUGGUGCAAAUAUAGGGGAUUGUGAUGGAACCCCUUGUGGGUACAAAGUAUGUAAAAACAAUGGAACAUGUAGAUUUGAAACCUCUAGUUUUUCUUGCUUAUGCCCCAAGCACUGGACGGGUAAGUUAUGUGAACAAUCUAUUUAUUGUUCAAAUAGUAAGUGCCUGCAUGGUGGUAUUUGUAUUCCCAAUCCUGUUCUAUUUUCAUCCAGGUGUGCAUGUAGACUUGGCUGGACAGGCCUCCAGUGUGAAAAACAGGUAUCAUUUUUUAGUGCAAAAUUCACAGGUAAUUCAUUCAUCAAAUACAGAGAUCCCAUUUAUCAUACAAGGGACCUCAGAUUUACUAAACUCUCUUUCAAUUUUACUACCAGUCAGAUGCAUGGUUUACUUGUAUGGUUAGGAAAGGCGGAGAAUGAAGACAAUGAUUUCCUUGCAGUAGGACUUGCUGACGGAAUGCUGAAAGUUGUAGUUAACCUUGGAGAAAGAAUUGGCAUCCCUCUUGUUGUACGCACAAAUUCUCUGUGUUGCAAAAAAUGGCAUUUUGUCACCAUUGCACAAAAUGAGACACUCAUUAAAGUGUAUCUUGAUGGGGAACUGGUUCUCUUUGAAGAUCUAGACCCACAAAGAAAAUACUUAGUUCUAAACUAUGCAGGCAUUUGCUAUUUUGGAGGAUUUGGGCUUGAUGAGAGUGUACAAACUGUUACCUCAGGGCUUUUUAAUCAGGGGCUAAUUGGUAAAAUUAAGGAUGUUGCUCUCUUUCAUGAUUCCAAGAAGAUCAUGCUCAUUAAGGCAGAAGGCUAUAAUAUCUAUAGUGGAGAUAAGGAUUAA